Eimeria acervulina is the source of this 1644-nucleotide messenger RNA. RefSeq names its product PRP38 family domain-containing protein, putative. Bases 1 to 1644 code for a protein of 547 amino acids. Gene Ontology annotation, cellular component: precatalytic spliceosome. NCBI's taxonomy places the organism in Eukaryota, Apicomplexa, Conoidasida, Eucoccidiorida, Eimeriidae. The record is from RefSeq and is a predicted model, not a curated record. The transcript is spliced from 13 exons.
AUGCAGUUCCCAUACGGAAAUGUCGGGACCCCUCUGGGGGCCCCUAUUGCUGCUGCUGCUGCUGCUGCUCAUGCGGGCGUCGCGCCACUGUACUACGGAGGGGCCCCUGCAGCAACGGCAGCAGUCGCUGCAGCAGCAGCAGCAGUUGCGCCUAUUGCUGCUGCUGCUGCUGCUGCUGCUCCUGUUGCUGUAGCACCUCUUGCUGCAGCUCCAGCAACGGAUGUUGCAGCAGCAGAAAAUGACAAGGAAGACGAGGAGGAGGCAAUUGCGCGCUGUCAUUUGCAUACGAAGCCGCAACUCUCUUGCAAGUUCUGCAGGAAGUAUAAAAGCUUUACGCAGCAAAUGGGUGUGCUGCAGCAGCGAGCGAUUGCAGCAGAUGAAGAGACACAGAAAAAGAAUAUGGUCCAGAUGACUGACAGCACUACCUACAACGUCAAUCAGCUACUCAGAGCAAAUAUAUUAUCUUCAGAGUAUUUUAAGUCUCUUCAUCAGCUAAAAAGUUUUCAUGAAGUUGUUGCUGAAGUUGCUGCGUAUGCAGACCAUGCGGAGCCGUACUGCAGCGGCAGCACGAGAGCACCCUCUACUCUUUUUUGCUGCUUGUAUAAACUCUUUACUUUAAAGCUUACAGAUAAACAAAUGCACAUGCUGCUAAACCACCGCGAGUCUCCUUACGUUCGCUGCACGGGAUUCCUUUACCUUCGCUACGUACACCCCGCUGACCAACUGUGGAAGUGGUUUGAGCCUUUCUUUUUAGACGAUGAACAAUUUACACCGGGAGCAGACCCCAACAGAGUUGUCUCUAUAGGCGAAUAUGCACAGUCUCUGCUAACUGAAGACAAAUACUUCUCUACUGUCUUACCCCGUCUGCCUGUCUUAGUUAAAAACGUCUACGGUGCACAGCUGAUGACGCUGCUGCAGCACAGAAAAAGAAAAGCAUUCAAUCGGAGACACAUCGAUGCAUUCGUCCCCUCAGCAAAGUGUAUUGCGCUCUCCAGCGGAGACUGGCUGGAUGGUGUUGUAGUGUCUGUUGAUUCAAAGGGGGUUUGGGUUCGUUUAGAAGACGGCACCGAAGAAAAUAUUGACUUAGGCCUUGUGCAGCUGCUGUCUUAUAAGGACGAAACAGCAGCAGCUCAAGGGAGGCGCAGCAAACCUAAAGACAGAGACAGAGACAGAGACAGAGACAGAGAUAAAGACAGAGACAGAGACAGAGACAGAGACAGGAAGAGAAGUCGCAGCCGCAGCCCCGAACGAAGUGCAGCAAAGACGCAGCAGCAGCUGCUGCAGGAGUUCCGCCGCAAGGAGCAGGAGAAGGCCUUAGCUACAGGGAAGGAUUAUGCGCGGCGGCCGACUUCUUAUAAGAGCGCUUUGUCUUUGAAGAUGACUUCUUCUCGCCACGUGCCUUCUCCUGAGAGGCCUCCGCCUACGCGAACCCACCCGAGGUCUGCUCUGUCGCAUGCACAGCAGCAGCAGCAGCAGCAGCAGCAACAGCAACAGCAACAGCAGCAACAGCAGCAGCAGCAGAGCCAGCAGCAGAAGCAACGCAUGUCGUCUCUCGUUGCGCGAUACAGCCGAGCUGGAGGCGAAUCAACAGACCGACGGCGACGCAACGACACGGAGGCCCCCGAAGUUAUGCGUCUUGGCUGA